Molecule: messenger RNA, 783 nt
Organism: Camellia sinensis
Lineage: Eukaryota; Viridiplantae; Streptophyta; Magnoliopsida; Ericales; Theaceae
Source: RefSeq, a predicted model, not a curated record
AUGGAGAAAGCACCAUAUGAGGUGUAUGGAAGUAAAAUACACAAAAUUAAACCCGGAGUUUCCUGUCUCAGAAACUUGCUUAAAGUAAGAGUCACUUUAACUCCUACUGGGCAAGCUCAGCUGCUGUUUUGGGCACAAAGUAGCAAUUCAUGGGUAGUUGUAUGGCAGGCCCCAGUAGUUGAAUGUGAUUUUUAUGGGUAUUGUGGUCCAUUUAGUAGCUGUGAGCAAAAUGGAUCACAUCCAUUUUGCAGUUGUUUGGAGGGUUUUGAGCCCAGAGAUCAGAAAGAAUGGAAUCUUGGAAAUUGGACAGGAGGCUGUGCCAGGAAGAUGGAAUUGACAUGUGAUAAGGGAGAUUGUGUCUCUGGGAAAUGUCGUGACAACUGCUCUUGCACAGCUUAUGCUUAUGCUAAUCUAACUAUAGAAACUACUGUGCACUGUAUGAAUUGGUUUGGGGCUUUGGUGGAUCUAAAUCAUAAUGCCUUCAUUGGUAAAGAUCUUUAUGAUCGCCUUCAUAGCUCUGACCAAGUUAGUAAUGCUAAGACUGGUAACUUGACCCCUAAAAGAAGAAUUCCGAUUGCAAUUGCAGCAGCUACUAUCUCUACAGGAUUGCUAUUUAUUAGUAUCAUCGGCUGUCUUAAGGAGGGAAAGGUUGAGAAAUCCAGGGAUAUCACUGUCCCAAUUAAGGUUAACCUAGACAGGAACAAGAGUGCAGCACUAAUUGCUGAUGCUAUUAAGAGCAUAAUGGAGUGCCGAGAGGUUGGAGAUGGCUCAUUGGGUUUCUAG